Tympanuchus pallidicinctus (lesser prairie-chicken) is the source of this 12389-nucleotide messenger RNA. RefSeq names its product chromodomain Y like 2 (gene CDYL2). NCBI's taxonomy places the organism in Eukaryota, Metazoa, Chordata, Aves, Galliformes, Phasianidae. The transcript is spliced from 7 exons. Gene Ontology annotation, molecular function: transcription corepressor activity. The coding region runs from base 6518 to 8173 and encodes 551 amino acids. Gene Ontology annotation, cellular component: nucleus. The record is from RefSeq and is a predicted model, not a curated record.
AGGCAGAUUUCUAAAUGGCCACACUAUGAGAUGUGUUUAAAUGCAUCGGUCUGAUGAAUGCUAACAGCUUUUGUAACUUACUGCCCUAACUGCUGUCCCUGAGAUAGGGGCACUCGUAGCAAGUUACAUUCACAGUGGACAAAACCCAAAUCUAGAACACAAAUUACAUCUGCAUUGAAAAUCAAUGCAAUCAUUGAGGCUACAAUUUGGUCUACUGAUCGUCAUCUGAAUACUGUUUCUGGGGGGAUAAUGGUACAUUAUUCUUCUUUUUUGACAAAUACCCUUUCACAGAUAAUUUUUGAAAUGGUAUGUGCCAUUCUUCUAAGAAGUUAUGAUGGUAUCCUGGAUAUUGUGAAAUUCUGUGCUCCUAUCAUGCCAUUAUAGUUGCCCAAGGGACGUUUCUUUAUUCUUCCUUCUGCUCUAUCUUUCUUUUUGGCUCACUUCUGUAUUCUACCAUCACAUCAGCUUCAUUUGUAUAAGCAAGAAAAUGAAAAACUCUACUGAAUUCUGAAAGAAACCUUUGUGUUUCAUGACUUUGCUUCUCUCAUUACUGCAGCUUUUUACUCAAAUGAUCUCCCCUUAACCUUCUUCUAUAUUGUACAAAGUCUCCUAUUUUUAGCCUUUUCUUUCUAAAGCCCAUCAUUGCAUGGUAUUGUUCCCAAAUUUGGCUGCCACUGCCUUUGCUAUAUGGAUGCUCCAAGCCAGUUGCCUUCUAUUCUAGUUUUGAUAGAAAGCAUGAAAUGGAGAUGUGAUUUAUCUCCUCAUCCCUGACCGGACAUUAAUGCACAUGGACUGCGUUCUUCAUUGUUCUCUCCCUCCUGGCUCAGCCACAAAUACCAUCCUUGCUCAUAUCCAGGCCUGUAGGUUGGGAAUUCUUUCAGGGUUGCUGCUCUGUCAAAUAUGUGUGGAUCAUUUCAAAAAUAUGUGCAUAUCCCUGUAUUACAGUACCUAGAGAACACAUCCCAUCACAUUACACAGCUUACCCCAAAAGAACCUGCUAUUCCACAUCCCUUACCUUGGAAUAACUACCUGCUCUUCACUGUCCACUCAGCAUGUUUUCCAACAAACAGCCUUCAUUCUUCCCAAGAUAUUACAGCAGUACGGGGCAAGUUCCUUGGAAAUAAGCUAUUUAUAAAUAAGCUAUUAUUUUGUCCUCUUUCAAGAUGACUGCAGAAUUUAGUUCUGCAGUGCAACUUGUAAUCCCUUCAGUAAGGAGCUGGUGUUGUACAACAGCCACCUAGACUGCCCAGUGUCACUCAUAAGCCCCCCAUCCCUGUACCCUCUCUGUGUCUCUCAUCUUCUACAUGGCAUCAAAGCUCUGCAAUUUGAACAGUUCUCAGAUAUCACACUGCAUGAAGUUGGUGAAGCCUGAGCACCUGAAGCCCCUGCUAACAUGGAAAUCAUGUCCUCAGCACCUGUGGAAAUCUCUACGAAGCAAACAGCUCCUCCAAAACUGAGCUCCACUUCUUUUGGCUCAUGUCUACCACUCUUCUGUAAAAGGGAUGAGAAAAUAUUUUUCUACCUACCACACAAGAACAUGUGGUUUAUUUUAUGACAGCCCUACAAGCAGUAUUUAUAAAGCAAUGAGUCACUGAGUGAUAGUACAGCAGAGCAGUUCAAAUAUUUAUUUAUAUGGUGCUAUAGCCGAACCUUUGUAUUUUUUUGUGUGGAAUCUUCACUUCUGGCUAAGCUUUGGGAUGCAUGUAAACAUGUUGAACUGAAGACCUGGCCUUGAGAUGAAUUUGAAUGAAGGUCAUGUGGUCCAGAAAAAGACUGAGCAAAUGGCACAACAGAACAUGAAAAUAAGCUGGGACUGACCAAGGAGAACAAAUCACAAAUGAACGUAACAGAAAGCAGAGCAUGAACUUAGUCUAAUCAUUUCAGGUGCAACUUUUACAUAAAUUGACAAGUCUUUCUUAUUUUUAACUACUGCUUACACAUUUUCAUAUCUGUUUAAAAAAUUGAGUAUUUUAAUGCAUUCCAGCCAGUUUUACUGAGAGAACAGUUCUACGUUCACAUAACACUGCUAAGAGUCCAUUCAAGUCCUGUACCCAUAAACUGCUUUUAGACAAAACCAAAAUAUCUUAUGGUUUAAGUUGCAGGGACUCCUACUUUGAUUUUAUUGCAUCUAAGUAAACUGGGAAUAACCCUGCUGAUGUCAUGUAAAGGAAGCAUAGGCAGAAUCAGGUGCCGUUAAGCUGUGCUUGUGCUGGGCUCUUCCUUCUGAUGGCCACAGCCUUCCCACACACAAACUCUCGGAUGUUAGAAAAUUGGUGAAUCCCAUUGAGUUCAGCAGAGAAACAGCUGAUGACAGCCAUAGCAGAGAGCCAUACAUGUGCCUGGAACAGGCAGCUCUUUGUGGAGCCUAGCAAAAUAUUUUGUCUUACGCACAUAGAUUUCUCAUUCAUCUUUUAGUCAUAAGUGCCUGCCACAGAUCAAUGUUCUUCUCAAACGAAUGGUCCUGCUUGAAGUAAAAUUCAUCCACAUCUCAAUCAGAGUACACUAAUUGGAUUUUAAAAUCUCAAAGACAGUAGAUAGGAACAAUGUUACUUUUUCCUUUGCUGGUCUACACACCAAGAAAAUACCCGGUAUUUCUGCACUUAAUGUGUGCACUGUAACAUACAAAACAAAUUUAGCACUAUAGUAGAAGUUACCAGCUGCAUUUUACCAUGGAAAUAAAAGCAUUCUUUAUGAAAAUGAAGUGUUUUAAAUAGUACCAUAACAGGUUCAUUCUGAAAGCAAUUGUGCUAUCUCAUUUGUAGUGGGCAUUUGAUCAUAACUGACUUUACUUUUUAAUACAGAGGACAUUUGCUGUGGCAUGCUUCUCGCUUUCCCUUCUGUAAGAAACAUGAACCCUCAAAACCAAUCAGGAACUGAUUUAUUGUAGAAAACAAAGCAGUGAUUUGAUAAAUACAGUGCAUCGUUAUGCUUUAAAAUAAGCAGAAAACCUGAUGGUCUUUGAAUUUCCACAUAUGUUGCAUGUGUUGAUUAACAUUUCUAAGUGAAAGGGAUUUAAACCAUUUACUGAGGAGCAGACCUAACGGGCACUUUGCAUAAACAAUUAUUUUGAUGGCAGGGAUGCAGAGUUGGACUGCAGAAGAAAAAGUACUGCUCAUCUGAUACAUGAAAUGCAUUGUCAAGAUGAUCAUAGCCAACUGCUCAAGAGUAUCUCUAUUUUUUAGGACAGAAAACUGAUUUGCUUUUGAAAUGGAAUCUUUCAGUACAUUUUACAACACGAUUAAAUUCAAGGAGUGCCAGCUGUUUGCUACACAACGUAUCAACAACAAGCCCAGGGCACAAAUAUGUUCUGCACUGUUAACAUAUCCAGUAUGAAAGGGUUUAUAUGAUGUAAUUGUCUACAAUGACAGGCACUACACGUGUUGCCCAGGAAGUCCCUCCCAGGUCCCCACAUCAUUUUUUAAUUUUCUAGUCCUUUCCAAAGGCACAGUAUUGGUCCUUACAAAAAUCCCCUUCCACAAUUAGAAGAUUCCUAUGCGUAUUCCUACCUGCUCAAAAGCCACAGUGAUUCUGGCACUUCCAUUACAGGCACUGUUUGCACAUGUAUACUUAAAUAUCCUAAUAAAGACAGUGAUUUAGAUGAUGUCCUUAAAGUUACAGUGGGAGAGGAGGAUGGCUUUUAGAGACUGAGUAUGAGGACUGUAAAUUCUGAACAGGAGAAGCUGCAAGAACAAAACUAGAAGACAAGGCCAUGUAUUUGGUCCAUCUCAAGUCUGCAUGUGUCUGUUGCAGGACGUGUGGUUUGCAACCAUGCUUAACCUGAAGCUCAUGGGUGUUUGUCAGUGAAAAUACGGAACUCUUAGAAUGCCACUAGCAAGCUUGGUGCCUCUUUGAUCCUGAGAAGAUUGUAAAAAGCUAGAAAUCCAUAAGAAGAGAAAAAAGGAAGAGAAUAAAAAGCAGUGUCUUCGUGACAUGAGCAGGGUAGGGUGCUCACUGAACUUCCUGGGAGAUGUCAGUUGAUAUUUUGCGUGUGAAUAGGGACAUCUUCCCAUUUAUUUUAUGACUCUGUAGCCCUUUUGCUUUCAUUUCUUCCAGGUAACUCUAUGAGUUUAUUCUUGGGGAGCAUCUGUAGCUGGGACAUUGAUUGGAUCUACUCUGUUUUAAAGUGGUGGAUCAGACCCAACAUUAAUUCCACCGUUAUUUUUCUAACUGACCCUUUCAGAAGAUACCUUCCCAUAUUUUUCAUACAUCUGGAACAAAUGCUCUGAUUAGCAGGUUUUGAGAAAAUAAAUAAAACUACAAGAGAAACACGUCACAUAUACAAGCAAGCAAGAGAUUUAGAACUAAUGAAUACAUUAUUUUUUAAGAGAAGAUAAGAAGAAGGAGGUAGGUAGGGCAGUAAUGAAUUUUUAGAAAACAAACAUGUUGAAUCAGAUGGCAUUUAUCUCUCUCAGAAGUCUUACUGCCUUUCUUGGCGCCUUCUUCAAAUACCCAUCUAUAUCCCUUCCAACAGCCUGAGGCACAACAUGGGACAAAGACCUCCAAAGAAAAAAACCAACAUAUAAAACAGUAUGAGUGCUGUAAUUUAGAGUAAUGAGAAGCAGUUUUUCUAGUGUGUCUUGAAACCAGUCCACACUCUGUACUGUACGCUAAAAAAGACCGUCUGAACAUCACAGAUGACAUUAAAUUGUUUAAAUAGAUAUGCAUGGACAUAGAAGGGAUGCCUUGUAACUGUUUUGGAAAUGACUAAGAAGACAUGUGGUCUUCCAGGCCUUUCUGGAAAUUGCUAAAUACCUCCUGGAAGGUAUUUUCUGAGAGCAUAAAGAUUUUUUACGGAUGCUGUGCAGCGUUCCUGUGAGCUGUGAGAUAAGUAUAUUGUGCUCUGAUCUUACACGUGUAUCUACAGAAAUACUUCAGCAGGAAUUACCCUCUUUAACUUGGCCUACAUUUUUCUUUAAGUUGACAAUAACACUGUGUGGUUCAGUGGGUGAGUUUGACCCUGAGACUUUUGUGAAGGAGGAAACCGUAUAUUAUACUCAGCAUGUAUAAGCUCUUGAUCACUGGAUUAUAUCAUGAAGUUCUUGAAGCUCCUCAUACUUGCACUGUAAUCAAUUGAGAUAUUUUAAAUUUCACAUUGAGUUUAGAAUGUUAAUUAUUUAAACAAAAGGAGUUCAUUUAUGACUUUAUCUUCGUUUCUGCCAUUGUGCAUACUGCUAAGUUUACUUGGAAGCUAGAGAGUCUGAUGCAAAUGCACAUGCACAGGCUCUAUGGUCUUCUAUUUGUUCUCUUAAAACAUAUUUAUAUAGUAACAUAUCAGCACACCAGGUCUCCAGAAUUAGUAGAGACAGAGACAGAGAUUCCAGGCAAGUAAUGGGAUAUGUCAGUUCUAGCACUCUCUUCACUGCGAUACCCCUCUGUUACACUUUGUCUGCACUCAUUUCAGUUUUAUUAGAUAUCACUACUUGGUUUCCCAACCCAAACGUACUGAAUUUAGAGAUUUGGCAAGGUGUAACUGCCAAGGUCACUUUCAGGAAGAUUUUAUUGAGUUCUCACUAAAGAUAGAACAGGGGAAAAUGGAAAAUCAGACAGUGAAGCCGUAGGUGUUUUCUGCAUAUUCCCAAGACUGUGCAUUGUUUGUUCUAGGAAGGGAAUGAAAUUAUUUCUAUUAAUCACUGGCUGUCACAGAAUUAUUUCUCAUUAAGAAAACUCAUAGGAACUUGUGUAAUCUGAAGUCAAUGCAGAAAGGUUAUUACUUUAAGUAUUACCUGUUAAAACAAAUAUAUAUCAUUUAAUAUAUUUUCUAAGGUAUGUUUAUUAUUACUGUGGACCAUGAAUAUAAGGAAAAUGGGACAGACUGUACCAGGUGUGGAUAACAAAGUGAUAUUUAUGCUUACACUGAAGCACUUCACUGUAUGCAGUGAAAGAACACUGGCACUCCAACAGUGAUAAAAAUUGAUGGAGAACUUAAAGCCCUGAGAAAGAGAAGAGACCACGUUGAGAGGUCAGGGAUGUUUGAUGCCACCCACAAAUGCAUCUAGGAACAAGCAAGAAGAUGGUAGUGAGAACAAGACAAAUGUCUGCUCAGACCUGUGUACACCAUUAGUCAAGGCACUGGUUAUGGUGGCUGGACCAAAAAAACUCAAUGACAAUAAUUUCGGAUCAGCCUGCAUUUUUUUUUUAAUUUUCUCCCCAGCAAAACAAUUUAUCAGAAUGGUUUUGCUGGGCAAAACUGAACUCCUUACAGAGUUGGGGUUGAUCAGAAACAAAAAAUUUGAAUGUAUUUUACUCAGUGCCUCUUCGUUUAGUUAAAUUUGAAGUGAAACCCUCAUGGCUUUGUUCUGAAAAUGCUGUCAUGAAAUGCUUAGUCUUUCCCAAAUAUAUGUGCUUACUGGAUAAUUUUUCUGAAGCCACUUAUUAAAUGUGACCCAAUUUCAUAAAUACUUCUCACUAUGUGUUGUUUUGAACGGGUUAAUCACAUUCUCCAUUGCCAGUAUUUUGUUUCCAGAAACAAAGACUACUAAUGUUUUUCCUCCUUUCAUUCUCUUAAUUGAAAUUCAUAAUGCCUCAUCACCAAAAUAGUUCAGUGCUUUCCAAAAUAAAGAACGCUUUCCAAGGAACCUCCUCCCUUCACUUUCCCUCCUUGUAUCAGCACAGCAAUGUGCAAAUGAGUAAAGGGUUCGGAUUAGCUUACCUGUACGUCCAUGAGGGAAAAGAGGUGGAGAGGAUUGUAGACAAAAGGAAGAACAAGAAGGGCAAGUGGGAAUAUCUCAUCAGAUGGAAAGGUUACGGAAGCAAUGAAGAUACUUGGGAACCUGAACAUCAUCUCCUACAUUGUGAGGAAUUUAUUGAUGAGUUCAAUGGACUACACGUCAGUAGAGAAAAGCGAUCGAGACAUGGAAAACAGACCAGUACUACAAAAUUUUUACGGGAAAGCCGAGGGUCAUCUCUUGAGAAAAUAUCACAUAGACCUUCUGAAUCUGGGAAGGCAAAAGGGUCAGCACACAAAAGGAAGAGAAUUAAUCCUUCUCUACAAAAACAGAAACGAGGAUACGCAGCAAAGCCAGCAUCUGCUAAUGACAGGGCUGCUAAAACUGUAACUUACCGAACUACUCCCAGCGGUUUACAGAUCAUGCCACUGAAAAAGCCACAGAAUGGUCUGCAGAAUGGAGAUGGCAGUCAUGAAAAGGAUUCUAGACAUUUUGGGAAUGGCUCACAACAGCAAAACAUGGAUAUAAAUGAUCAUGAAGGAGAGCAAAAUUUGCCCAGCGUGUUGGAAGUUAGUAAUGAAUCGCCUGUUGUGAACGGAAUUGGUUCUUCUCUGGCCAAUGGAAGCCUGAAUCUACACAGCACUGUGAAAAGGAAACUAGAUGGGGAGAAAGAUUAUGUCUUCGAUAAGAGACUGAGAUACAGCGUGCGUCAAAAUGAAAGUAACUGCCGCUUCAGGGACAUUGUGGUGCGGAAAGAAGAUGGUUUCACACAUAUUCUGCUGUCGAGUCAGACUUCAGAUAACAAUGCACUGACCCCAGAGAUCAUGAAGGAAGUUCGGAGAGCAUUGUGCAAUGCAUCAGCUGAUGACAGUAAACUCUUACUUCUCAGCGCAGUGGGAAGUGUAUUCUGUAGUGGCCUAGAUUACUCAUAUUUAAUUGGCAGGUUAUCCAAUGACAGAAGAAAGGAAAGCACUAGGAUUGCAGAAGCUAUAAGGGAUUUUGUAAAAGCUUUUAUUCAAUUUAAGAAGCCAAUUGUGGUUGCUAUCAACGGCCCUGCUCUUGGGUUAGGAGCUUCAAUUUUACCACUAUGUGAUAUCGUUUGGGCAAGUGAGAAGGCAUGGUUUCAGACACCAUACGCAACAAUCCGACUCACUCCAGCUGGCUGCUCAUCAUACACAUUCCCACAAAUUCUGGGUGUUGCACUGGCAAACGAGAUGUUGUUCUGUGGGAGAAAGCUGACAGCACAAGAAGCCUGCAGCAGAGGACUGGUGUCACAAGUAUUUUGGCCAACAACAUUUAGCCAAGAAGUGAUGCUCCGAGUGAAGGAAAUGGCGUCCUGCAGUGCAGUGGUAUUGGAAGAGUCCAAAUGCCUCAUGCGGAGCUUCCUGAAAUCCGGACUUGAAGAUGUGAAUGAGAAAGAGUGUCAGAUGUUGAAACAGCUGUGGAGUUCUUCCAAAGGACUGGAUUCGUUAUUCAGCUACUUGCAAGACAAGAUUUACGAAGUCUGAUGUCUUGGCCUAACUUAAGCAGUAAACGCUCCAGUUGUGAACAGAGUGCAACGUUACCUGUGUUUGAAAAGCAGAGGCAGUGCGUCAUUGAGGAGUUUGUGACAGUGUGUCCUUCUGCAUAUGGUCGUGUCGAUUUCCUUGUGAGCUACACGCUGCUUGUAGCCGGUUUGAUUUCGUGUAAGCGAGAUGUAGGCAGGCUUCUUCAGUGCACAUAUUCUACAGAGGGCUGCAUCCUUCACGUGCUCAUCCAGACAGAAACAUACAUUCCAUGUGCUGAGAAGCACCACUGAGGCCCACUAAGGCACACCAUCUGUAAGGAUCUUUUUUGCCUGUCCUCCUUAACUUACUCCUGCUGUUGCAACGCAUUGGACACGGAGGGCUCAAUCUAAGAACCGGGUCGGCGCAAUAUUCUGUAGACCCAAACACCGUACUUUUGAAAUGGUUUGAUUUUUUUUUUUUUGCUAAGUUCUAACAGUGUAAUGGAAAAAUCUGGUAAUUUAUAUGUAUAAUAUGUAAAGUUAGUUUUACCAAAACUACUAGGAUUUUUUUCUUUGUUGAAUUUAUUUAACUUAUUUAUUUUGUGUUCAUAUUCAGCUGUUUAUUGAUCACAGAUCUUAUUUUCAUACUUCCCUUGACUGAAUUAAUGGCAUCACGUGGGAAUGCAAACACACUUUGAGCAGCAACGUGUAGAAAAACAAAGAAUAUACAGAAAACACACAGAAUGCUGUGGGCACACAAAAAAACAGCCACGUACACACUCCUGCACAUGUAAAAUUGUAUAAAAAUGUAUGAAACACAUUCAUUCGCCACGGUUGAGGGAAAAAAAGUGGAUUCUGAACUAGUGAGAUUCCCCCUAAGUCCCUCUUCACUUCCUGCCUUCUGGAGGAGCACUGAAGGGCUUGCCAACAAGAAGCUUUAUUUAAGUUUACGACAGUCCUGUUAGCCGGAUGUGAGUGACAGGGUGAGCGGUGCCGUUCCGUGGCACCUUACUGUUCUUCAGGUUUAAACAUCCCUUUUUGGUCUGAAGUCUAGAAGCAAACCCUUACGAGCCUUAGUCUAGUUGCCUGAUUCCUCAGGUGUGAGAUAAUUUCUGCUCUGGAGGCCUUUGGGUGUGGGCCAACAGUUUAUACAAGGUGCUAGGCAUUGAGCUAAGCGGAGGGAGAAGUUUCGGGUUGCUUUUCCCGGCCCUCCACAUCUGGCCCCCCCACCAUCUGGCCCCCAGAAUGAACGGCUAUCCAUACAGAGCCCACACGUAACGACUGAAGUCCAACCUGCUAUUUCAGAAUGUGAUCCUAGUACUUUUCAGUGACACUGACUGACUUCUGAACACUGGAUCGAUCUCGUUUAUUUCUUGCUAGUAAGGCAAUUAAUAUGGAAAUGAUUCAAGCAUGCUCUGUGACUCCAGCUGCCAUUUUAGCACGCCCAAACUACCGCCUCCCAAAGCAGAAGCUUUGCACAUUUUUUUGUUUUGCAGUUUGUGCACUUGCUCUCCAUCCUUGAGCUCAUGGCUUAAAUCUCUGCAAACAAGGCUGGGAGCUUUGCUCCCUACAGCCUUUCCACAAAGAGCUUCGACAAAGCCUUUGCAAAAUUAUCUAACAGGUGAUUACAAUAACCCUUCAACACGUUUUUAUAACAUUUCCUGUUCCACAGCUAAUUAGAAGCACUGUUUCAAUGGCCUAAUUGUACCACUGAAUUUUAAGGAAAUGAUCACCCUAAAGGCAGAUGUUCUCGUGGAAAUUCUUCAUUAAAAAGACGAGGCCUGGCUUCUAAUAAACCUGCUUUCAUCUUUCAAGAAAUGCUCUCAAAACCAACAACUCCUGCUGUGCAGUGUGUGCACGGAGUCACCCCGCUGCACCAGAUGAGGGGUUACCAAGUGAGAACCACUCGCACACACAAGUGUUUGCACAAUCAGGCCUCCAGCAGAUGACUACAGAAUCGUAACAAAAUAAUAAAACUUCUACAAGCAAUGAAAAUACCACGACUCCUCAAUUUCCUUUGUUUCCUUUACUCCCGUCCAGAGAGCCAUAACUCCUCGUCACGUGUUAAUAAGAUAUUAGGCAGUUUAUUUCGACACUGUGCUUGGGUUUUGUAGAUAAGUAUAGAGAAACUGCUCAGCAAUGUGAAGGUGUGCUUUCUAUAUGAGAUUUUCAAACGAAGAAGAAUGAUAAGCUGUUAGACCUUUAAACUGCAUCAUUUCAUCUGAUUUUUCAAAUAUCCGUAGCUUACCUUUUUUAUGACAAAGGAAUAGUUGAAAUACAUUUUCUAUAAUUAUUUUUCCAUUAAAGCAAGUGCUAACCAUAGUUAACAUUUUUGAUUAUUCAUAUCUAUACAGCUACAGUCUAGUUUUCAUGAAAUCUAUUUUCCCUUCCAGAAAAGAGUAAUAAUAAUGUCUGAAGCCUCUUUUCCAGUAUUUAAAGAUCAGAAUCGAUUUGCUCUGUCCUUACGAGGUACCCAGACAUUUCGAUGUACUGUACAUAUUAGUCUGGGGACCUUCACUAAUAUUCACAGUAUUUAAGAUGAUAAAUGCAAUUUGUUGUUAAGUAUGUUAUUUUAUUCUCGUGUAAAUUGUUUUGUACAAUCUUUAAAAAUCUACAGUUUUGCAUUUGUAGAUAUUAAAGGUAAGCAAUUUAUUUUGUGUUGUCCUGCAUGUAUAUUUUUGCUGUAGAUAAGUGUUGCUCUGUUUACUAUUUCAGUACAUUUCUGUUUAAAUGAAUAAGCUUACAAACUUUAAUACAGUAUAUAUAUUUUCAGAAUAUAAACUUUUAUAUUUCUGUGGUAGGUUAGGGUAUGCGUUUUAGGCAAUCUUUUUCACUACUAUUAACUGUUCUUUUAAUCUAUAAUAUAAAAUGAUUUUGUGCCAAUAGUUUUUAAUUAGAAAAAAAAAGGCUCUUUUAAUGUUAGGGAUAAACAAACAAUUUUGUUUGGGGUUUGUUUUGUUUUAUUUUGUUAUUUUUUUAAUUAUUUUGCCAGCCUUUAAAGUUUUAAAUGUAAUUUAUAAAUGUAUUGCAUUUGUGAAUAAGCCUUACCAUUAGGUACAAGAAAUCUUUAAAGCUACAUAAUGGCUUAUGUAGUACUAAGGACUUCCCCAACUAAUUGCUGUAAGAAAGUUAGCAAAUCAGAGUACAGGGCCUUAAGUUUUUCUUGUGAAAAGGAUAAUACGGGUUGUUUCCUUCAAACAACAUACUUGGAGUUGUCAGCAUGGGCUUUGUUAUAUUUAAACUGUGCAUUUGUGCUCCCAACCACAGUAGUUUAAUCUCAGGCUUUGUGUGGCUGGGUCUAUAAAAGUCAAAUCUGGCUAAAGCCACCACUCUUUAGGAGACACUAAAGAAGUUUACAUAAGAGACUUAUAGACAAUCUUAAUCAUAGUACAUUUGGGUACUCGGUAUCCUAGAUGUGUUAUCUGUGUCCGCCCAAUUAACCAUAUGUUUUAAGCCAUAUUAAAUCUCUUUACUGCUACUUUAAAUACUACACUGAAAGUCAUUCACUAGCUUGCUUGCUCACAGACAGGACUUCGAUUUUUAGGGAAAGAAAAUAUUAUGCCUUCCAUAAAAACAAAGGACCAAAGAACUGCAUUACUCUAAUGAAGCGUUAGUUCCGUAGCCAGUGAACUCGCAUGACAUUUGUACCGAAGGUCAAAGAGUCUCUUUCUGCUACAAACACUGCAUUCUCAUCUGUGUCAAACGUAAGGGGAAAAGACGUGUCCACUGAGGAUUGGGACAGGAGUGAUGUUCAGCUAGGAUGGCAUGUCUAUUGGUAAGGCUUAUUACCAAACCUCUGAGAUGAAGCAAAGAACCAAAAAUUCACAAAUUAUGUCAAUGUAAAUUUAUUUUCAGAACUUGCACAAGUAAUUAAUUGUAGAACUUCCCAAAUUAGACCCUUAAGUUAUUUUGUCAGAACGCCAUGGAACAGACUAAAACAGUUUCUAAUAUUUGUAACGAUGAGUGCAUAUUAUAAUAUUAUAAGGGUACAGGCACCCCUAUAUCACAGUGUUGUAAAUAUUUUCUGAAACUGGUACAGUACUGAGGGACUUGUAUCUUCUGAUAUAUCAAAUAUUGACUGUCUAGAUCAAAUUGUACACAAUUUAUUUGUUGAUGGUCCUGUAACUAGUGUAUGGACACAUUUCUGGGUGCCUUAGAAGUUGUAUUUUUCAUGUGUGUUAAUAUGCAGUAUUUAUACAUUGUGAGAAGCUGCUUUGAAUAAAAACAUUGAAACUUCA